Brassicogethes aeneus is the source of this 383-nucleotide messenger RNA. NCBI's taxonomy places the organism in Eukaryota, Metazoa, Arthropoda, Insecta, Coleoptera, Nitidulidae. The record is from the annotation of a GenBank genome assembly.
AAGAACAAAAAUGGAUCAAGUCGUGAAAUUUGUUGAACCAGGCCGUCAAUUCGCCAAAGAUUCCAUUAGAUUAGUUAAAAGAUGCACUAAACCAGACAGGAGAGAAUUCCAAAAAAUUGCUGUUGCCACUGCCAUCGGUUUCUGUAUUAUGGGCUUCAUUGGUUUCUUUGUCAAACUUAUCCACAUACCAAUCAAUAACAUUAUUGUUGGAUCAUAGAUUAUUUAACUCUAUUUAUUAUUAGUUUAAGGCAUGGACUCUAUAGAUGUAAAUUCAUAAUUUAUACAAAUCGUUUUUGUAUCAUCUUUCCAUUUCAUUUGGUUGAAAUAAAGUAAAUAUUUUGUACGAAUUGUUUUCAUUAAAAAAGGAUUAAAUGAAAGAAGGG